UAAUUUUGAAUUCCACUGUCCCAGCUGGCAUCUGCCCUGCCAUUAACAUUCUCUUCAAUUUUCAAAUUCCUUCCCAACAACCAACCCUAAUAAUAUCCAUUCCCCGGCAAGAUAAAGUCAGCCGGAAACUUUAUCCCAACUCAGACAUGAAUAGGUCAAACAAGACAACCACCCACGGCGGCGCCGGCGCCGGCGGUUUCCCAAUGGCGGCACUUCCAUCGCCGCCGCAGAUGACCAGAGAGCAGGAGGAGUCGAUCAUGGUGGACGCCCUGACGGCCGUCAUUUCCCAAACGGAAAACGCCGCCGCCGUCGACGGCUCUGCGUUUUUUCCGGCGGUUUUCGACAGCACGGAUACGACCUGCCCCUCCUGCGGAAUGAUUAUGAAGGACUGUUUGGGGUGCAGUUUUUUCGACGACGGAAUAAUGAAGAAGAAGAAGAAGAAGCAGCAGAAGAAUUACAGAGGCGUGCGGCGGCGGCCGUGGGGGAAGUGGGCGGCGGAGAUUCGCGACCCCCGCAAGGCGGCGCGUGUGUGGCUCGGAACUUUCGAGACCGCCGAGGACGCCGCCCGAGCCUACGACCGGAAAGCAAUCGAGUUCCGCGGCCCUCGGGCGAAGCUCAAUUUUGCGUUCUCCGAUUACACCGGAGCCACCUCCUCCGGCCCCGGCGCCGCCGCGCCGGAAAUUGGGUCAGGGAGCAACGGCGAUAAGGAGUUCUGGGAUUCGAUGAUGAUGGGUUCUAACGACGAAGAUUCUGGAAACCCCUCGAAUGUCCGCAGGAUUUAGGCAGUUUAUUUAGAUAGCAGUUACGUUGCUUUAAUAAGUGACGGAUAAAAACAGAAAAUAUAAGUUAAUUUAAUAUGGAGUACUAUAAAUACUCCGUUUGUUAAUUAGAAUUUUGAAGAUGAUCAAGGUUUUAGAAAAUUUUGAAAAUAAUUAAAAAUAAGUAUUGACGUUAUAUUUUG
This is a messenger RNA of Andrographis paniculata, 961 nucleotides long. Its product is annotated as ethylene-responsive transcription factor ERF109-like. Gene Ontology annotation, biological process: regulation of DNA-templated transcription; ethylene-activated signaling pathway. The record is from RefSeq and is a predicted model, not a curated record. The transcript has a single exon. Bases 147 to 782 code for a protein of 211 amino acids. Gene Ontology annotation, molecular function: DNA binding; DNA-binding transcription factor activity. NCBI's taxonomy places the organism in Eukaryota, Viridiplantae, Streptophyta, Magnoliopsida, Lamiales, Acanthaceae.